UCACACAUGCAGAAAGCGGAAAGUGUUCUUCAUAAGUCAGGGAGGGGAGAGGGGAGAGACAGAGUGAGUUGGUGGGGUGAGUCAGGGGUGUGUCUGAAUUUCUACUCUGGGAAAACUCAGCAAAAGGAGAGCGGACAGAACACGACACACCAGGAAUAACGGUCUGAUUAAGGUAGGAAUAAGGAAGAUGGCUGUGUUCAACACCCAGGCCCUGACGUCACGUUUGGGCCUAGUGCGUUUGGCUGCGGCCUUGUGUACCUGUGUGGCCUUCAGCCUGGUAAUACAUGCUUCUGCCUGGUGGGGUCAACAAGGCAGCUGGUGCUUGUUCGCCUGGUGCUUCUCCUUUGCCGUCACCGUCCUGGUUCUGCUGCUGGAGUUGUCGGGAACAGCAGGCCGGAUCCCGGUGUCCUGGAGGAACGCUCCCGUGGCCUGCGCGGCCUUGUGCGGCCUUCUCUGCCUCUCGGCCUCCGUGAUCUACCCGCUCUACUUCCUGGGUGGAGUGGUGCCGGCCCAAAGCCAGGGUGAAGCCUACUCCCACGGCGUGGCAGCCACAGUCUUCUCGUGUUUGGCCACCGUGGCCUACACCGCUGAGGUCUCCCUCUGCAGGGGAAGGCCCGGAGAGACCGUGGGCUAUAUGGCCACCAUUCCUGGCCUACUCAAGGUGGUCGAGGCCUUCUCUGCCUGUGUGAUCUUUGCCUUCGUCUCAGGCACGGCCUACCAUGUCUACCCGGCCUUGCAGUGGUGCCUGGCGGUCUACUGCCUCUGCUUCAUCAUGGCCGCCAUUGUCAUCGUUCUCUGUGUGACGGAGCUGACCGGCUACCUUCCCUCCCCCAUCCACAAGUCUCUCGGCCUCUACGCACUCCUCUGUGCCCUCCUCUACGCCUCCGCCCUCGUUCUCUGGCCACUCUACUGCUUCUCCCCUCACUACGGAAACGCGCGCAGGUCCAACUCCUGCGGUAGUAACCACGUCUGUCCCUGGGACGCCAUGCUGACGGUCGCCAUUCUCACCGGCUUCAACCUCCUGGUUUAUGUGGCCGAUCUGGUCUACUCCACACGUUUAGUCUUCAUCACCUCCUCCUGAGGGACAGGUGGAGAGAGGGGGAGAGAGAAGGGAGAGAGAGAGGAGAGAGAGAG
This is a messenger RNA of Amblyraja radiata (thorny skate), 1134 nucleotides long. RefSeq names its product myeloid-associated differentiation marker. The transcript is spliced from 2 exons. Gene Ontology annotation, cellular component: membrane. NCBI's taxonomy places the organism in Eukaryota, Metazoa, Chordata, Chondrichthyes, Rajiformes, Rajidae. The record is from RefSeq and is a predicted model, not a curated record. The coding region runs from base 188 to 1081 and encodes 297 amino acids.